Syzygium oleosum is the source of this 2046-nucleotide messenger RNA. Its product is annotated as inosine-5'-monophosphate dehydrogenase-like. Gene Ontology annotation, cellular component: cytoplasm. The record is from RefSeq and is a predicted model, not a curated record. Bases 188 to 1681 code for a protein of 497 amino acids. The transcript has 5 exons. NCBI's taxonomy places the organism in Eukaryota, Viridiplantae, Streptophyta, Magnoliopsida, Myrtales, Myrtaceae. Gene Ontology annotation, biological process: GTP biosynthetic process. Gene Ontology annotation, molecular function: IMP dehydrogenase activity.
ACGAAAAACAUAAAAACCCGCUGAUUCAGAACUCUCGUCUCUCACGUCUCCCAAAUCCCAUCUCUUCCGCCUCUCCUCCGGUCGUUCCGCCACCUGUCACGGCGGCGGAGCCACCGCAGCCGAGCUCACCGGCGGCGACCCACCGGCCCACUGCUACUCCGGCGUUACCUCAAGUAUCAAUUGGAUAAUGGAGUUCGAGGACGGGUAUUCGGCGCAGAAGCUGUUCCAUCAGGGUUACUCCUACACAUAUGAUGAUGUCAUCUUCCUCCCGGGCUAUAUAGGAUUCCCGGUGGAGAAGGUUGACCUCUCCACUAAGCUCACCCGCAACAUCUCGCUCAACAUCCCAUGUGUCUCCUCACCGAUGGACACUGUCACGGAAUCGUCCAUGGCCCGAGCCAUGGCAGCUCUUGGGGGCAUCGGCAUCAUUCACGCCAAUAUCCCUCCCUCCGACCAAGCCUCCGUAAUCAAGGCGGCCAAAUCCUCCUGCUUGCCGGUCCUCUCCAAUCCUGUCUUUCGAUCCCCAUCCGAUUCCAUCAUCUCCCUUGAGGAUUUCGCUGACACUCCUUGCAUCCUGGUCACAGACUCCGGUGAUUGCCGUGGAAAGUUGGUGGGCUAUGUGGCCAAGUCUGAUUGGAUGAACCUCGCAGACAAGGAAACACGGCUGGUUGAUUGCAUGGUCAAGUCCUCUGAUUUUGCCCCUUGGGAUUGUGAUUUGGCAAAAAUGAUCUCCUACUUUGAGGAGAAGGCAGGGAAGGAAUUUACGCCGAUAGUGAAGGGAGGCGAGAUAGUAGAUGUCGCACGGAGAGAGGAUGUGGAGAUGUUGAGAGGCUACCCCAGAUUGGUGGGAGGGGGUUCAGUGGAUCCCAAUGGAGAGUGGAUGGUGGGAGCAGCAAUCGGGACGAGAGAAGCCGAUAAGGAGAGGCUGCAGCAUCUCGUCAAGGCUGGUGUCAAUGUGGUGGUGCUCGACAGUUCUCAGGGAAAUUCCCUUUAUCAGAUUGAUAUGAUCAAGUAUGUGAAGAAAACAUACCCUGAGUUGGAUGUCAUUGGUGGCAACGUGGUCACAAUGUACCAGGCAGAUAAUUUGAUCAAGGCUGGGGUUGAUGGUUUGAGGGUUGGCAUGGGGUCUGGUUCUAUUUGUACCACCCAGGAGGUCUGCGCCGUUGGACGUGGGCAGGCUACUGCUGUCUAUAAGGUUUCAUCCCUUGCUUCUCAAUGUGGUGUGCCAGUCAUUGCUGAUGGUGGCAUUUCAAACUCUGGCCACAUUGUCAAAGCUUUGUCCCUCGGGGCAUCCACUGUGAUGAUGGGAAGCUUCCUAGCUGGAAGUACUGAGGCUCCUGGUGCUUAUGUGGUUCAGGAUGGUCGCCGAUUGAAAAAGUACCGAGGCAUGGGUUCACUUGAGGCUAUGACUAAAGGGAGUGAUGCAAGAUACUUGGGUGACACAUCCAAACUAAAGAUUGCACAGGGUGUUGUAGGCGCAGUUGCAGAUAAAGGGUCUGUCUUGAAGUUUGUCCCUUAUACAAUGCAAGCUGUUAAGCAAGGUUUCCAAGAUCUUGGAGCUCAGUCUUUAAGAGAAGCUCAUGACAUGAUAAAAACAACGCUGAGGCUAGAGGUAAGAACAGGAGCUGCACAAAUUGAAGGCGGAGUCCACGGGCUGGUUUCCUUCGAAAAGAAACCGUUCUGAGAUCCUCUUCCUGUUAGAAGUUGAUCUUGCCUGGUUAAGCAACAUCAAAUUGAAUGAGCCGGCAAUUGAAGGAGCCAUCCAUUGUGUUAUUGGCAUUGAAUGAGGAAGAACUGCUAGGGAUUAGGUCAUGCUGGCCAGAGCUCUCUUCUCUUUCGUCGGAACUUAUCUCAGAGCUUGUUUUUUUGGCCCUCGCUUGUCUUAAGGUAACAUGGCGAAUUAUAUCAAAGCUAUUUGUAGGUGAUUCUAGAUGAGGAUAGGCAGAGGGAUCGAAGCGGCGCAGAGCCGGGGAAGGUUUUUACUAUUUAAAGGUUUUGCUGUUAACUCGAUCAAGAUCUGUACCAUUCAAAUUGUAUUUUAUCACUGCA